This is a messenger RNA of Pygoscelis adeliae (Adelie penguin), 2324 nucleotides long. RefSeq names its product PH and SEC7 domain-containing protein 3-like. The record is from RefSeq and is a predicted model, not a curated record. Gene Ontology annotation, molecular function: protein binding; guanyl-nucleotide exchange factor activity; phospholipid binding. Gene Ontology annotation, biological process: regulation of ARF protein signal transduction. The transcript has 14 exons. The coding region runs from base 159 to 2069 and encodes 636 amino acids. NCBI's taxonomy places the organism in Eukaryota, Metazoa, Chordata, Aves, Sphenisciformes, Spheniscidae.
GGAGCGAGGUCUGUGAGGACCUGAGGCUGGGACCCGCUGCCCCUGCAGCCACUCCUCUGGCGCUGCUCGAUGAAAGUGGGGAGGAUGAAGUUUUUGUGAAGGACAAGAAUAACCGUGGCAAGGAGGAGACGGCUGUACUAGCGAGAGGCCAGGGCAGGAUGAUGGAGGAGGGGGAAGCAGCCACGGGAGGAUAUGAAGAUGUUCUUGGGCAGAGGCACUCCGAUGUCUCCACUGAUCUGUACAGCUCACAGUUCGAAAACAUCCUAGACAAUGCAUCUUUAUACUACAGCGCAGAGUCGCUGGAGACGUUGUACUCGGAGCCCGAUAGCUACUUCAGCUUUGAGAUGCCACUCACUCCCAUGAUCCAGCAGCGCAUGAAGGAGGGCGGCCAGUUUUUAGAUCGGACAUCAGCCUCGGGGCAGCCAGAUGUCCUGCAGCUUCCCCCUGACGGGGAGGUGAAGGGCUGUGGUGAAGGCAUCGCCAAUGGCUUAAGGGAUGUAAGUGAAACACUCUUCAGAGGAGAUGUCACUGAAGUCCCUCGUUUGGAAAGCAAUGCUGAACUGCAGAAUAUGGUGUUAGACUCCAGUGCUGCCAUGGGGAGCAAUGAACUUCAGGAGAAAGAUGCCACCGGAGCCCUUGGCCACGAUCUCAGCAAUGGCAGCAGCCACAAUUUGGAAGCAGCCAGGCGCCUGGCUAAGCGCCUCUACCAUCUGGACAGAUUCAAACGCUCUGAUGUGGCAAAGCAUUUGGGUAAAAACAACGAAUUCAGCAAGCUUGUGGCCGAAGAAUACCUUAAGUUUUUUGACUUCACAGGCAUGACGCUGGACUACUCGCUCAGGAGUUUCUUUAAAGCUUUUUCACUUAUUGGAGAAACUCAGGAACGAGAGAGAGUUUUAAUCCAUUUCUCCAGCAGAUACUACCAGUGCAACCCAAACACCAUUUCUUCUCAAGAUGGAGUUCAUUGUCUCACGUGUGCCAUGAUGCUGCUGAACACAGACCUACAUGGCCACAACAUUGGGAAAAAGAUGACCUGCCAAGAGUUCAUUGCUAACCUCCAGGGGAUGAACGAUGGCAAAGACUUCCCAAAAGGGCUGUUGAAGGCCCUCUACAAUUCAAUCAAGAAUGAGAAGCUGGAGUGGGCAGUGGAUGAAGAAGAGAAAAAAAAGUCUCACUCAGAUGGUACAGAUGAAAAGGAUAAUGGGAGCCAGACGAAGACCGUCAGUCGAAUUGGAAACUCAAAUAACCCGUUCCUGGACAUCCCUCAUGACCCCAAUGCUGCUGUGUAUAAAACUGGAUUUCUGGCUCGGAAAAGCCAUGCGGAUAUGGACGGAAAGAAAACUCCCCGGGGAAAGAGAGGCUGGAAAACCUUUUAUGCUGUGCUGAAGGGAACGGUCCUGUACUUGCAGAAGGAUGAAUAUAAGCCGGAAAAGGCUUUGUCAGAGGAGGAUCUGAAGAAUGCAGUUAGUGUGCAUCAUGCGCUGGCAUCCAAGGCAACAGACUAUGAGAAGAAACCCAAUGUCCUCAAGCUUAAAACAGCAGAUUGGAGGGUCCUGCUUUUCCAAGCCCAGAGCCAAGAAGAAAUGCAGACCUGGAUCAACAAGAUUAACUGUGUGGCUGCCGUCUUCUCUGCACCGCCAUUUCCAGCGGCAAUUGGCUCUCAGAAGAAGUUCAGUCGCCCACUCCUGCCAGCCACCACAACAAAGCUAUCUCAGGAUGAACAGCUGAAGUCCCAUGAAGCUAAGCUGAAGCAGAUCUCCACUGAGCUUGCUGAACAUCGCUCCUAUCCUCCUGACAAGAAGCUCAAAGGCAAGGAAGUAGAUGAUUAUAAACUGAAGGACCACUAUCUGGAGUUUGAGAAAAAUCGCUAUGAGAUUUACGUUGGCCUCCUGAAAGAAGGGGUGAAGGAGCUGCUGAGUGGAGGAGAGAAUGAUGCGCCAGGACUGAAGAAAUCCCACUCGAGUCCCUCACUGAAUCAGGAGUCUCCAGUUAGUGCCAAGGUGAAGCGCAAUGUCUCGGAGAGGAAGGACUACAGGCCAGAAACACCCAGCAUUAAGCAGAAGGUCACUUAGGGUGGAAAUGACAACUAGGGGAACAGCCAUGCAGCAAAGUACCGGUGGUCAAAAUUUUUUCAUUUAAUAACCUGUCAUUCACAAAAAAUAAGUGCAUCUGCCUGAAUGGGGUGUUAGUGACAUUUUCUAUUGUAUAUUUUGCUGUUUCUGUGCAGAUUGUGGGAGAUGUCUUUGCUCCUGCUUUGCUUUGCUUUGUUAAUUUAUCAUUUAGCAAUUGAAGCAUCAGGACUUUUUUGUGUUGUUCUGUUUCUAAAG